CAAAGGCCCUACGCAUGCGCGCUAUAUUUCGUAGAUUCUUGGCGUGGUAGGAUUCCGCGUAUACGCUAAAUAUUUACGCUAUUGAUAAACUAGAAGACUGUGGAAGUUACUUUGACUAAUUUUAUAACAUUUAAGGAAGUUACUAUACGUGGAGUGAUUAGAAAUAUAUGAUCACAAUAAUAAAAUAGAUGCUGAAUCGGCGCUAAUUUAUUUCAUAUUUACAUCUGUAAACAAUCUGACUGUGUGAGUAAAUUGAGAAAUCUGAUCUUCGGACGAAGCACCACUACGGUAACAUGUUCUCAUCGACUUCUUAACACAAAAGAAUAUGUCAGAGUUAUUAGAUCUACUUCAGAAUCGAAUCGGUUGGCCAACCAAGAAGGAUAUAGAAGCAAUAGCUAAUGAUGUACCAGCUGUCGAAUUUAAUGAAGAAAAUUUAUUGAAAAAAUGCCCUCUGGCCCUUCUCUCUCGCUAUCUUGUUCCCACAUCGGAUUAUUCACCCUCUUCCUCUUACACCUUCACAGUUCUUCUCAAUUCUCGUGUUCUUGUUCCUCCUCACGAGCUCUUGGCUGAUGUCUGUACCAGAUGCGCUCUGAAUCAAAACGAAACAGCUACAAUUGGCUUAAUCAAACUUUUGGCUGAAUGGACUGAUAUUUUCCCUUACGAUUUUAUCGACGAAAAAGCUCAGCAACAAUUAAAAUCAGCAUUAGGUCGAAUUGUAACAUUAUAUCCUUCUUUGUGUUCGGACAUUUCAAUUCUCACCAGAACUUUGCACGCUAAAAAAGCGGCUUGGAAAAAAUAUGAAUCUCUUUUGGGAAAAAUUCAGGAAGAGAGCGAUAUGAAAAAAGAUUCAAGUGCCUAUGUCGAUAUCACAGAGCUGUGUCCGUCAACGCAUAUGAUGGCGAAACAAUUGACUCAUAUUGAAUUAGAACGUUUAAGUAUGAUUGGACCAGACGAACUAAUGAGAGCGCUGCUUCGUAAGGAUUCCGAAAAAAAUAGGCCUAAAAAUUUAGAGUCUUAUAUUGCUUGGUUUAAUCGACUGAGUAAUAUGGCUGCAACUUGUGUUUGUAGUCGACCAAAACGACGAGAAAGAGUAAAAAUGUUGGACUAUUGGAUGGAUGUCGCCAAGGAAUGCAUGCAGCUGGCCAACUUUAACUCUUUUAUGGCCAUUGUGUCUGCCCUAAAUACGCCGCCAGUUUCAAGACUUAAAAAAACAUGGUCAAAGGCGCAUACUGAUAAGUUUGCAGCCCUUGAGAAACAUUUAAGUCCAAUGUCGAACUUCUUAAUAUACAGAACUUCGUUAAAGGCCGCCCUCUGGCGAGCGGCCCACGCACCGGCGCCGGUCGUCGUUCCGUGCUUUAGUGUUUUUGUUAAGGAUGCAGUUGUACUAGCUGAUAGUGGAUUAGGUGGCUCAUCCGUCCCUUGGGCAAGGUGGUGGGCAGUAUCACAACAUGUAGCUCAACUCGUACAAUGGAAAUCGGUCGAGUGCCCCUACGACCGGCACCCGACUGUUCUCAAUUAUCUGCUGACGAAUCCAAUUUUAAAUGAAAAACAACUCGAUGUCGCCUCAUAUGAAUGCGAGCAGCCUGAGAACUCUACUGAGAAAGAGGCGUUCAAGAAACUCAAGUAUGUCACGCACUUGUUCAUUCAUUCAUCUAUCACCCAAUCAUUUUAUUUUUUAUUAAAAUGUUUUUUAACCCUUUUCAGAGAAGCUCUUCGAUCAGCAAAGAAUCGUGAAGUGAAUAUCAAGUCGUAAACAAAGAUUGGAAAUUGUUUAUUUUCUUCCCCUUUUGGUUAUUUAUACUUUGCUUCGUGAAAUACUCGAGUUUUUCUUGCAACUAGAAACAUGUAACAUACAAUUUUUGUAGAUGGCGCUAGUAAACGCAAUUAAUAAACAUAAACAUUGUAAUUAUUAACAGAAUUUAUCGUUGCAAUCCAUCGUAUAAUCUUCCUGUUAUCAAGACGUUAAAAAAGCGUUUAAGUUUUAAAUAAAAAGUAGAAGUAUCAGGAGGAUUCUGCCCAUAUAGGGUGCUUAGUGUAGUGACGCCUUUCCCAACAGCUUGAAAUUGCUCGUGCAGUAGCGUUAAACACCAAACGCAAACAGCUACGUUUCCAAGGCAUAGACAAACUAAAUAUGACUGUUGAAUGUAGCUUUCAACGAGAAAGGCAAUGAGAACUUUUGAUUUUACAAGGAUUUUCAAUGCAUUGUAGCACAAGAAGAUAAACGUCGCUGCUGCGAAGAAAGUGCAAACUAUGAAACGGACAAAUAAAAUAUGGUUAUUUCGCCCUAUGCACUUGUUUAAGAAGAU
Messenger RNA from Dimorphilus gyrociliatus, 2306 nucleotides. Lineage: Eukaryota; Metazoa; Annelida; Polychaeta; Dinophilidae. The record is from the annotation of a GenBank genome assembly.